GUGUUGUCCCCGUCCACAUCUCUGCUGUGGGACAUAACAUCAGGAAAGCCUGAAGUGAUUCACUGAUGAGUCAACAGCUAUGAGCUAUAAAGCCACAGCACUGAUGGAGUCUAAGCAUGACACAGCUCGCUCACCUCAAGGUGGAUGUUUUUCUAUUCUCAAAGCACAAACUCUCUCACUCCCAAAGAAGGCAUGAUGGCUGUGUACGCUGCCCUUUUCUGCUCCUGUAUAGUGACGGUGCUGACGCUCGCCCAUGGCCGUGCUCUACCUACAGACACUCUGUCUGUCAAACUACAAGUCGAGAACAUCAUCUCCAGAAUCCAGAAACACAAAGACGAGUCCCCAGAUCCUACCCGAGCUGCAGUCCGACAAACCCAUCGAAGGUCUGAGCUCCAUGGUGGAGACGCUGAACAACUUCCAGAGAGUUCUUCACAGCCUGCCCAAGGGUCACAUGAGCCAACUGCACAGUGAUGUAAGCAAACUGCAGCACUACCUGGAAGACAGGAUGAGCUCACUGCAGUGCACACACAGGAAAACAGACACAGAGAAGAACCUGGAGGCCUUCCUGAAAAACCACAACAUGUACUACAUCACCCUGGGUCACAUGGCUCUGGACAGACUGCAGAAAUACUUACAGAGGCUCAACCACAAUCUUGACCAGCUGAGAACAUGCUGAACAGAAUGAUCCUCGUGUUCCUUUUUUUUUUAUUAUUAUUAUUAUUGUAUUUGUUAUAUUUAUUUAUAUCAAUGUAUUUAUGGACCGAAUAACUAUUUGCUAUUUUAUUAUUAUUUUUUUUUUAGAUGUUUGAAUGUGUUUAAUUCACUUAUUUGGGAACCAGACAUGACAUUCCCAUUGGUCUUCACACAUUCAUGCACACAGACACACACGUUAUACAUGCUGACAUCACCACCAGCCAAGUAUUCCCAGUGACGUCACAGUGUUACCGGAAGCCUCCUGACCGAUCGUGCUGGGAAGCACAAAUCCUCUUAUCCUCUUCUCCUCUUCUGACCACCAGCAGACAAUCACUAUGGAUCUGAAUGCACUAUAAUUUUAAAGUAUACUAUUAGCUUAUUUUGAGGUUCUUAGCAUCUGUAAAUUAUCUUAUGAAUGUUUAUUUCUUAUACAUUCAAGUUCUCUGAAAUAAAAGGCACAGUUCUCUAA
Messenger RNA from Hemibagrus wyckioides, 1162 nucleotides. It is a transcript of the gene lepa, whose product is annotated as leptin a. Gene Ontology annotation, cellular component: extracellular region. The transcript has 3 exons. Gene Ontology annotation, molecular function: hormone activity. Lineage: Eukaryota; Metazoa; Chordata; Actinopteri; Siluriformes; Bagridae. The record is from RefSeq and is a predicted model, not a curated record. Bases 254 to 676 code for a protein of 140 amino acids. Gene Ontology annotation, biological process: signal transduction.